AUGGUUCAGCACGGUUUCUCACAGGCAGAGCUGCAAGCUGUGCUACAGCUGAUAGCAUACAUAAAGGGCGUAGCAGCCAUGAUGACAGCAGUGGAGGGCGACAUUGCAUGGGUGCUAAGGGAAGCCAUCCAUGCAGACGUGCAGGAGUUUGCACGCGUGUAUGUCGCCUCGCUGCUCAAGCGCGUGUCGUCCUCUAAUAUGGACUCUCCUUAUGCCAGGACACUAUUGCGGAUACGAGCAGUGGCAGCGGACUGGGCGGGGAUACCCGAGGAGGAGGCGCUGGAGGUGGUGGUGAAGAGCCGAAAAGGCCACCCCGUGAAUGAGGACGACCUUAAGAGGCUCGCCCUGCCACGCCCCACCCCCCCUUCCCUCGCCCAGAUUCACUGCCUGCAGCACCUGGUGCAGGCGCUGGUGAUCGGGGCAAGCGCCGGAGUGAAAGGAGGAUUCUUCGGGCCGGAGAAGAGCAAGCAGGGGGGCAAGGAGGAAGGGGGGAAGAGUCGGAGCAAAGGAAGGGACAGAGAGGUGUCAGCGAGUGAGAUCAAGGAGUUGGAUAACUUCCUGCAGCGCCUGCUCUUCUUCCCGCACCUCCUCGACUACCCUAAUGCAGUGCUGCUGCCAUUCACCAUCUAUGAUGAUGCAGCUGAUGCGGCCCUUCGGUCGCUCAAGAGGCAGUUCCUCUUUGACGAGGUGGAGGCGGAGGUGGGAGUGGCAUUCGACCAGCUGCUGGAGAAGCUGUCUCUCGCCAUCUUCACUCACUUCAAGCAGUUUGCCGCCAGCAAGCUGCUGGACAAGUCGUUUGUGGCGGCAGCGGCAGCCCUGGGCGUGGGAGGGAGGUACAGCGUCACUCCUUGCAGCUACAGCGGACUCUUACGCCAGACGCACCUGCAGCUAUUGGGUCGCACUGUGGACAUGCGGGACCUGCUGACUCAGCGGCUGAACAAGCUGACGAGGCACAACCUGGAUCAUAUCCUUGCCCGCAUGGAGGGGGCUGACAUCUGCCACAUCAUGGAGACGCAUCACCUGGUGGACGUCCUACGUGGCGCGCACCGAUUGGUCGCAGAGCACUGCCCUGCAAUCGACUCCUUUGAAGCCAUUUUCACCGAGGCCACCCACGCCACCUCCCUCUCCUCUCUCUCCUCCCGCACCGCCGCUUAUCACUGCCCUUCCAGGGUCGUGCCCCCUCUCAUCAACUCCUUUGAGGACAUCUCGCCCUCACCCACCCACGCUACGUCCCUCUCCUCGCUCUCCUCCCGCACUGCCGCUUAUCCGUGUCCACUCUCAUCCACUCCUUUGAACCCAUCUCCACCGGCCAAGGCCACCCACGCCACCUCCCUCUCUCCUCCCUCUCCUCCCGAAUGGGGUGUGCAGAGAGGUGGAGCAGGAUGUGCUGCCCAACCCCUCUGGAACGCCACCACCCGCCGCUUCGUGCGAGUGGCCUACCCGAAGCAGCAGCGCCCCAUGCGAAGACCUGUGGCUCACCUGGUGGUUACACACGCUUAUUCUCCUCUCCCUCUCGGUUCCCAGGUGUGCAGAGAGGUGGAGCAGGAUGUGCUUCCCAACUUCCUCUGGAACGCCACCACCCGCCGCUUUGUGCGGGUCGCCUCCCCGCUGCACCUGCAGCAGCGCCCCGUGCAAAGACCUGCAGUUCACCUGCCUUCUCCAGAGGUGUAUGAAGCCUUCAUGUUUGGAAACAAGGAUCUCAACGAGGCCUACUCGCACAUUUGCCUGUUGAACUCGCAGUUCCUGGGGCAGCCGCACAUGGAUGCUGUGGUGGCGCUGCUGGGCGCGCACUCCCAUU
This is a messenger RNA of Closterium sp. Naga37s-1, 1798 nucleotides long. The record is from the annotation of a GenBank genome assembly. Lineage: Eukaryota; Viridiplantae; Streptophyta; Zygnematophyceae; Desmidiales; Closteriaceae.